Molecule: messenger RNA, 1536 nt
Organism: Chroicocephalus ridibundus (black-headed gull)
Lineage: Eukaryota; Metazoa; Chordata; Aves; Charadriiformes; Laridae
Product: dual specificity protein phosphatase 13B-like
Exons: 4
Coding region: 118-744 (208 amino acids)
Biological process (GO): negative regulation of MAPK cascade; protein dephosphorylation
Cellular component (GO): cytoplasm
Molecular function (GO): protein tyrosine/serine/threonine phosphatase activity; MAP kinase phosphatase activity
Source: RefSeq, a predicted model, not a curated record
GGCCGGGUCACAUCUGAUGACACCACCUGACAAUCGGCCGCUUUCAAAGCUCAGCCUCCUGCUGCUGCUGUCGUCCACUUGCCUUGCUCUGGCUGAUGGUUGCAGGUCCAAAGAGGGAUGGCCUGGGACUCCCUGUGCAGCAGGGACUUACUGCGCCCCAAGAUACGAAGUGCCUCAAGCCGGACGCCUGGCAGCCAGAGCCGUGCUGAAACACCAUCCCUGGAGGAGCUGCGGCGCCUGCUCUGGACACGCAAACACCCCACGGGGCACGUGGACGAAGUCUGGCCAAACCUUUACGUGGGAGACCUGUAUGUUGCUCGUGACAAAGAGCAGCUGAGCCGAAUGGGCAUCUCCCACGUUGUGGAUGCUGCCGCUGGGCGAUUUCGCAUCGACACUGGACCCAAGUUCUACAAAGAUCUGCUGGUGGAUUACUAUGGAGUAGAAGCAGAGGACAACCCAAACUUUGACCUCAGCAUUUACUUCUACCCAGUCGCUCGAUACAUAAGAGCAGCUCUGAAUUCCCCAAGAGGCAAAGUACUAGUUCACUGUGCAAUGGGAAUCAGUCGAUCUGCAACUCUUGUCCUUGCUUUCUUAAUGAUCUGCGAAGACAUGUCCCUCGCUGACGCAAUUCAGGCUGUGCGCUCGCACAGAGGGAUCUGCCCCAACUCCGGCUUCCUCAGGCAGCUUCGGGAGCUGGAUCUCCAGUUACAAAGGGGGAAAGGCAGAGAAACAGAGACCUGUUAGUGCCAGGGGGACACGUGUCCGGGCACUGGACCGAGAGAUGCCGCCCUCACUGAAGACAGCGUAAGGAUGCUGUCAGGACUGCUCCGCAGCUGCACUGAGAAACUCCUUGGGAAAUGGCUGAGCACAAGCAAGGUGGUAGGAGUCUGGUAUGUAUUUUUUGGAUAAGCCCACUAAUUGGAAUGAAAAUUAAAUAAAGAAGGAUUCAAGCUGUCAGCUUUGCCCACCUGGGCUUGUUGUUUUAACUACCUGUUGGGCAGGGCAUAGGGAGCAGUUGGGUUUUCAUGCGGAAUUAAAAGGCAGCACAGUCAACUUGAAAAAAAGACUUUCUACUUGCUUAUAGUUGCAUUUAUAAGGCAAGAGGGAAAAUGGCUAAACUAGUAAAAAGAAAAAGAAAACAUGGGGGUUUUAAGCAAAUUUUAACAUUUCGUAUCCAGCUGGCAUAGGGUGAGGGUUCAGGUUUUGCAAGCUGACGUGCUCCUUUAGUCUGACAUGGUGACACCACUCAGGAUCCAACUCAGACCUUGGGAUCUCUCUAUUACAAGCCACAGAGGCUCUUGCUGGGACCUUCACAAGACCUUUUAGCUUCAAAUCUAGGCCAAAUACUCAGAAUUUAAAAAGACCACGAAAUCCUCAGGAGCCGGUACUGGAGGUCCCAGCCAGACGCUGCAGCCUGGGGCACGGCUAUGGCAGCCUGAUGGCUGGCCAGAGGGAAGGAAGGUGUCCCCUUGCAUGCGUGAAGCCUGGGGCACGCUCAGGGGACACUGGUCACAGACAUAAACGUCCUUCUUUUGG